Nematolebias whitei (Rio pearlfish) is the source of this 1161-nucleotide messenger RNA. It is a transcript of the gene rnf113a, whose product is annotated as ring finger protein 113A. NCBI's taxonomy places the organism in Eukaryota, Metazoa, Chordata, Actinopteri, Cyprinodontiformes, Rivulidae. The record is from RefSeq and is a predicted model, not a curated record. Bases 28 to 993 code for a protein of 321 amino acids. Gene Ontology annotation, biological process: snoRNA splicing. The transcript is spliced from 10 exons. Gene Ontology annotation, molecular function: metal ion binding. Gene Ontology annotation, cellular component: U2-type spliceosomal complex.
CGCUGAUCAAUUAGCAAAAACAAAAACAUGGCGGAAUCAGAAGAGACGAAAGCAGCUUCUUGUACGUUUCUGUUCAAAAAAUCUUCCAAAAAAUUUUCCGGACGGAAAAGAAAAGCAAGCGACAGUGAUAAAGACAGUGGCAGUGACAAAGAUCAGAGCGCUGUUGUCAGAAAAGGCAAAAAAGAUGCUCGGGUCAACCCUAUGAUUCAAAAGACAAAAAAGGUAGAGAGGGAUGUUGUGUCUUCUAGUGAAAGCGAAGAUGACAAAGAAGACAAGAUCACAGUUGCUUACAAGUCCACACGUUCAGCAAAACCAGAGGGACCCGAGGACAUGGGAGCAACUGCUACAUAUGAGCUGGAUACAGAGAGAGACAAGGACGCCCAGGCUAUUUUUGAGAGGAGCCAGAAAAUCCAAGAGGAGCUGACGGGUAAAGAAGAUGAUAAAAUCUACCGUGGCAUCAAUAACUACCAAAAGUUCAUUAAGCCUAAAGAUACCACUAUGGGCAACGCCUCCUCUGGCAUGGUCAGAAAAGGACCGAUCCGAGCACCUGAACACCUGAGAGCCACAGUCCGGUGGGACUAUCAGCCGGAUAUUUGCAAAGACUACAAGGAGACGGGUUUCUGUGGUUUUGGAGACAGCUGCAAGUUCCUUCACGACAGAUCCGACUAUAAACAUGGCUGGCAGAUCGAGAGGGAACUGGAUGAAGGGAGAUAUGGAGCAAACGAUGACGAGAACUACGAGGUGAGCAGCGACGAGGAGGAUAUGCCCUUCAAGUGCUUCAUUUGCCGGGAAUCUUUUAAAAACCCCAUCAUCACAAAGUGUAAGCAUUACUUCUGUGAGAGCUGUGCCCUUCAGCAUUACCGCAAGUCGAAGCGCUGCUACGUGUGCAACACUCAGACUAAUGGAGUGUUCAACCCUGCUAAAGAGCUGAUUGCCAAGAUGGAGAAACGCAACGCUUUAACAGACCAGCCGCCGUCAGACGAAGAAGAUUAGUCCUCGUCCGUUUGUGUGGAUGUCAGUUUGUAUUUAUAUAAAAUAGGGUUUACAGCCUCAGCUCUUUUGUAUGAUCAUGUUAAAACACUGAAGCUGUGCAAAGUUGAACGUAAAAGAUUUUAUUUGUAACAUGUUGCUCUGUCCUUACUUUCAAACGUACAUGCAGAC